AUGGACGCCGGCGUUCCCGACCCGGGGCACGAAGCCCUCUCUGAGGCGGUCGAAGACGUGAUAUACGUCAAGACCAACAACGAACCUCCACGAGAACCGGCCGUGGAGGCCGACUCGAGUAAUGAUCUCGGGGGUGACUCCCCAACUCACCCGGUGCGGCCACACUCGGAUAAUGGGAACGGGCGCGAACCCGAGAUAAAGACCAAGCGGGUGUACAACCGCAAGGACUACGGCCAACAACAGGGCAAACCGAGACGAUCACCUCGCUUCGCCCAACACUUCGCAUUCCUACAAACGGAACGUAAUUGGGAAACUUUCUUCCAUACCUAUAUGCCUGAUCAGCAGAAGGCUGUGGAGGAAGCGAACCAAGCCCACUAUACGCUCCAUUGCUUCGUCUUCGCGUCAAUACACCAAGCGAAGCACUCCAGAGCGGUCACUCCACAGCGAGUGAAAAUACACACAGAUGAGCUUAUAAAGCCCCCACGAACGUGGAAAAGUGUUGAAAAAAUGCCGACCCACCUCCGAAACCUGUUUUACGAAGCGGCCCAAGCCGAGAUAAGUAAAUUAGAGGAGAUGGACGCUUGGAAAAUCAUUGACGAACACGAAGCGUCUACGAAACCUAUUCCUCUAAAGUGGGUGUUCACUUACAAGCUUGAUCAAGACGGCUACCUCGACCGCUGCAAGGCACGAAUUUGCGUCCGCGGCGACCUCCAGGCGAAGCAUCCUCUCGAACAGACCUACGCAGCGACCCUCGCAGCAAGGACGUUUAGAGUAGCGAUGGCGCUCGCGGCGGAAUUCGACCUUGAAGUAGACCAAUUCGACGUAGUCAAUGCGUUUCUAAACGCAACAAGAGGACCGAACGACCCGCCUGUCGUCUGCUACCUACCAGACGGCUUCAAACAGAACGGGAAGUACGUCGAGCUCCGCCGUGCCUUAUACGGGCUACGAGACGCUCCCCUCCUUUGGUAUAAGGAGUUCUCAUCAACGCUGCGGCGCCUGGGACUCAAGCCUGCAAGCGAAGACCCCUGUCUCUUCACUUCAAACGACAAGAAAGUGAUGGUACUCUUCUACGUAGACGAUAUCCUCGUCUUAUACCAUAGGGACCACCGCGAAGCUGCUCAAAACGUUAUAAACGGGGUGAAAGCCGAGUAUGAACUCAAGGACCAAGGCCCUGUCGAGUGGUAUCUAGGCAUUCGCGUGAUACGUGACCGUGAGAAGCGAACAAUUAACCUCGCACACGACCAAUAUAUCGAACGCGUAGCGAAGAAAUUCAACCUUAUCGACUCGAUCGUGCCGCAUACACCAUUGCCAUUCGUCCCGCUCCAGAAGAACACCGCUGAAGCGACCCCUGACCAGGUAAAGCAAUACCAAGAGAAGGUCGGCUCAAUUCUGUACACUGCGAUCAUGAUUCGCCCCGACGUCGCCUUCGCUUGCGCUACACUCUCGAGGUUCCUAACGAACCCGUCUCUCGAACAUCAGAAGGCCGCGAACCAAGUCAUUAGAUAUCUUUAUCACACUCGCUACCUUUCGCUCUGCUUCGGUAGCUCGGGGGGUGCAGGUGCCCAAGUUCUCCUAAUUGCGGGCGACGCCUCGUUCGCAGACGACGAAGAGACGCGGCGUUCAUCUCAAGGGUACAUCAUCUCACUGUUCGGCGGUCCCAUUCAGUGGAAAGCCGCGAGACAGAAUACCGUUACCACUUCUACUACAGAAGCGGAACUCCUUAGCCUCGAAAACACUGCUAAGGAGACCAUCGCUCUCAAACGCUUAUUUCGGGAUAUUGAACUAGACCUCGGAGACGUAUGGAAGAUCCAUUGUGACAAUCGCCAAACGAUUCGCCUGGUAGUAGGCGACAAGGAACGCAUCUCAACGCGCCUUCGCCACGUUGAUAUACAGAACAUGUGGCUACGCCAAGAGUAUGCCAAGAAGACGUUCGACGUGGUAUAUAUGCCUACCGACGAGAUGCCAGCAGACGGUCUCACAAAAGCACUCUCCCGAGCGAAGUUCGAACACUUCAGGGCACUUCUAAACCUACAAGACAUUCGGGCACAAGUCACAAGAAGCGAAGAGAAACAGGUGCGCGCGAGCAAUGCUGGCCCGGAGGCCGAAAGUUAA
Messenger RNA from Colletotrichum truncatum, 2112 nucleotides. Lineage: Eukaryota; Fungi; Ascomycota; Sordariomycetes; Glomerellales; Glomerellaceae. The record is from RefSeq and is a predicted model, not a curated record.